AUUUUGCAGCUAACCUGUGCACCUCUGCACACAAUCCAUGGACAGCCGAGUAGCUACAGUUUCAGUAGCAUGGCACAAUUCACGCUCUACAACAAACAUAGUGCGCCGCCCAACAACGAUAUUAUUACACGCGUCGACUGCGACUGCGAACAUGUACCUCUUUGUUCCGUUAACGAUGUGCAGCUAAGGUUUCUAGUGCCAGAUGAUUUGACCGAGGUUCGCACGCUCUGCCAGGAAUGGUUUCCCAUCGACUAUCCACUGUCUUGGUACGAGGACAUAACAUCCAGCACUCGCUUCUUUGCCCUUGCAGCUGUUUAUAAUCUGGCCAUAAUCGGUUUGAUUGUUGCCGAAAUCAAGCCCUAUAGAAAUGUUAACAAGGAGGUAAUAGCCAAUGUCAGUGAAAGUGAUAGUGAGUAUUACAUCAGGCUGUGCGGUUUUCCCAUGCAGGACAAAGGCAUAUUGCCGGACUCGAUGGGGCGGAACGCUGAGGUUGGCUACAUACUAUCCCUGGGAGUCCAUCGGGCGCAUCGAAGAAAUGGCAUUGGAUCGCUGCUACUAGAUGCGCUGAUGAACCACCUGACGACGCUUGAAAGACAUGCGGUGAAGGCCAUAUUCCUGCACACGUUGACCACAAAUCAGGCUGCCAUAUUUUUCUACGAGAAACGCAGAUUCACACUUCAUUCAUUUCUACCUUACUACUACAAUAUACGAGGCAAGGGCAAGGACGGUUUCACCUACGUGACCUACAUAAAUGGCGGUCAUCCACCUUGGACGUUAUUAGAUCACAUCAAGCACCACGCUUCCAAGCUGCGUCACACGGGCGGUCUCUGCGUUUGGAUGGCUUCUUGCGUGCAGCACAUGGUCCGUUGGUUCUACCAUAAGCUGUUGACACGCUUCAAUGUUAUUGAAUGAGCCGGCGUACAAUCCACCACUACCACCAGCAUCCUUCCGAGUCGAGAGAGAAUUAUUUAUCCUGUUAUAAUAAUCAUAUGGCUUAGGCGAGCCAAAAUCUUUCGUUUCGUACACAAAAUCACGAUCAAACACUGUUGGAAAUGUAACAUAGUUUUUUACAUGUAUUAUUACGUUUUAAAAUACGUUCAUUGCUGUAAAUAGUCGAAACAAUUAUCAACUUUUUUUUUAAAUGCUGCAUAGGUAUCUAAAGCGCAAGGGAUUUUAUACGUUCUUUUUUAAAACAUUAUCGUUACUCUGUAUGUAUUUAAUGUUCUACUACUUGUAGGUUAUCAUUUACGCACAAGACAGUCAAUUUAGUUAGUUUAGGGACAACAUGUAACAAAGAUAAUCACGCUUUACCGCUUUAUUUAUGUAAACCGCACAUAGCUUGAGAACUGAAAAAAAUUCAAAACGAACAUAUUAUUUAACGAAAAACAUGCACAGACAUUUAUCCCUACAAAGAACAUUUGAAUUAAUAUGUUUGCUGUUUCUAUAGUAUUUUGUAAAAGUAUUUUAAAGCAAAAUGUUUCACAGCCUAUUCAUAUUAUUUU
Molecule: messenger RNA, 1502 nt
Organism: Drosophila busckii
Lineage: Eukaryota; Metazoa; Arthropoda; Insecta; Diptera; Drosophilidae
Gene: Naa60
Product: N-alpha-acetyltransferase 60
Exons: 5
Coding region: 70-912 (280 amino acids)
Biological process (GO): N-terminal peptidyl-methionine acetylation
Cellular component (GO): Golgi membrane
Molecular function (GO): histone acetyltransferase activity; protein-N-terminal amino-acid acetyltransferase activity
Source: RefSeq, a predicted model, not a curated record